AUGGCAGAGGGAGACUUCUACACGCUGGGGAGCCGACAGAGGUUUCCCCGGGAUCCGUUUGGAGAGUCUCCGUUCCGGGAGCAGUCUCCAUUCCGGGAGCAGCUCGCCUCCCGGUUCAUGGAGGAUGACUUCGGGAUCCCCCCGUUCCCCGAGGACCUGGGGAUGGACUGGCCGGGCUGGGCUCGACCGGGCCGGCUCGGCACCCGCCUGAGCUCGUCGCCCUUCAGCUCCACGUUACGCUCCGGUUUCCCCGUGCGUCAUUCCAGCGGAGGCCCCGCGGUCUACACGAGCCGGUACGGAGAGGCCUCCCCGCGGAGCUCCCCCACCGGCACGGGCACGGCCGGUGGGGGGGCCGGCAGCCCCGGGGGGGAGCCGUGGAAAGUGUGCGUAAACGUGCACAGCUUCAAACCAGAGGAAUUAAACGUGAAAACGAGGGAUGGGUUCGUGGAAGUGUCAGGGAAACAUGAAGAGAAGCAGGAAGAAGGAGGAAUAGUGACAAAGAAUUUCACAAAGAAGAUACAGAUCCCGGGAGACGUGGACCCUCAGGCGGUCUUCGCCUCUCUGUCCCCCGAGGGCGUCCUCAUCAUCGAAGCCAGACAGACGCCGCCCUAUCACCUCUUCUGUGGGGAGGGCCCCCAGGGCGGCGACACGCUGGAGGAGGAGGUCCCCAGGCCUCAGGAGGCCACCGUGGUCUGAGCCCCAACGUUUUGACUGACACGACGGAUCCACUUGCACAAUCGGUUUCAAGUUUGAUAUGAAAUUUGUGGCCUUCAGCUUCAUGUUGUUACAAACCUGGAUGUAAAAUGUGCAAAAUGUACUUUACGUGGAUAAAGUAAAGUUCGAUUGUUCGUGUUAAAGCUGCAAGAGUUCAAUGUAGAAAACAUUUUAUCAAAGAAGAGCCUCAUCUUCUAGCUAAUGGAGAAGAAACCCAAAAUGAAACUUUAGAGCUGCAGCUAAAACAAUCAUUUUCAUUAUUGAUUAAUCUGCUGUUUUUUUUCCCCAGUUAAUGGUUUUAUGCAUAAAAUCAAAAUAGAAAAGUAUCUAAGGUUCAAACCUUUAAUUCUGUUCGACAAGCAGAUUAAAACCCAAAGACUUUUAUUUUACUUUGAUACACGAUUAAAACAAAUAUUCAUCAAAUAGAAAUUCAUGACAUUUCUUUUAAUCUGCUUACAGCAGCACUAUGCAACUUCUUUCCACCUGAAAACAGCAGCUUCAGAAUUAGUUUAAUUGUUCAUUGACUUCCUCGUUGUCUCUGUGUAACUCUGGUGAGUGGGUUCGAUCUCCUGUGAGAGGAACUCACUGAGUCACAGCUUCAGAAUCAGCUCCAGCAGGUUGAAGAGUGAAGCUGAACUAUUAAAACAACCGGAGUUUAUCUCCAAUAUUCAGCAGGAAACCUUUUAAAAUAUGAAGAAUUCUAAACAGAGUUUGAUGAAUUUAUAACAGCCGCACCAGGAAGCAGAGGAUCAUGGGUAGUAUCCAUCGUUCAGUUGUGUUUCAGUUCAGUUCAGUGGGACGACAAAGUCAACACAUUGAUGGACUCAGUGUUUUCUCUACAUGAAAACCACUGAAUUGAUCGGACACAGAGCCCCACAGAGUUAAUGCCCAUGUGUGGCUGUAGAGGGCGCUGCUGCUCAGUAAAAGAUGCAUAGUGUUGCUUUAAGUUGAAACUUCUUGCUGGAAGGUCAGGGUUCUGCCAUUCGUCACGAAACGAUGACAAACGACCCAAUGUGUUUUUUGUUUUAGGUUUAAGAACAAAUGUCCAAAGUUGUAAUUUUUCUUAUGAGAACAGUCUCUUUUCUAAAGAAUCUGUCUCGGGGGGGCAAGAAAAAACCUCCACGUUCAAUGUACGUGGACUGGUUUGUGAUCAUCUAAUCCACGGAAAAUGUACUUACAGGGAGUCCAGCAGGAUUGAACCACAGGGGGCGCUGUUGCUCAGUAAAAGAUGCUCAGUGUUGCUUUAAAAUCAGAUUAUUUUAAAUUCUGUUUCCCUGAACAGUACUCGAUAACUUUAGCUCCUUUGUUCUGUUUUAUUCCCACGACUUCCUCUGUCACGAGACGAUCACAGACCAGCUGGGUUGGUGAACAUGAUUCUCAGCAUUAACGUCACGUUUCAUGUUUUCUCUGGAGACUGAAGAUCCAAAUAUCAAAUGUUUCUUUUAUUUACUCCGAUCACGGUUUCACCCUUUAGUCACUUCCACUGAUGAGGAGUUCUGUGGCUUGAGGAGCAGAAGGUGACCUGUGUGCGUUGAUACUGUUUUCUCCCAAAGUGUAUUGUAAAUAUACUUUAAUAUGUACCGAUUCAUUAUAGAUAUCAAACCACUGUGGCAGGUGUUUUUUUGCAAUAUGUUUGGAUUUUUCUUUUUUUCUUUUUCUAUGUGAGAAUUCAGAGAGAUGGUUGCAUGGUUGUCGGAGCGGACGUGUUUUGCCAAAGAGACGUUUUUAUUCUUCCUGCCUUCUUUUAUCAUCUGUUGAUGUCUUUGUAUUGGCUGAUGAAAUAAAAAAUGAACAGCCAGCGUC
Platichthys flesus (European flounder) is the source of this 2517-nucleotide messenger RNA. RefSeq names its product heat shock protein b8 (gene hspb8). The record is from RefSeq and is a predicted model, not a curated record. NCBI's taxonomy places the organism in Eukaryota, Metazoa, Chordata, Actinopteri, Pleuronectiformes, Pleuronectidae. Gene Ontology annotation, biological process: cellular response to unfolded protein. Gene Ontology annotation, cellular component: nucleus; protein folding chaperone complex; cytoplasm. The transcript has 3 exons. Bases 1 to 696 code for a protein of 231 amino acids. Gene Ontology annotation, molecular function: protein homodimerization activity.